This is a messenger RNA of Metopolophium dirhodum (rose-grain aphid), 2776 nucleotides long. Its product is annotated as nuclear pore complex protein DDB_G0274915-like. Bases 179 to 2689 code for a protein of 836 amino acids. Gene Ontology annotation, biological process: protein import into nucleus; post-transcriptional tethering of RNA polymerase II gene DNA at nuclear periphery; RNA export from nucleus. The record is from RefSeq and is a predicted model, not a curated record. Lineage: Eukaryota; Metazoa; Arthropoda; Insecta; Hemiptera; Aphididae. Gene Ontology annotation, cellular component: nuclear pore; nuclear pore cytoplasmic filaments. Gene Ontology annotation, molecular function: structural constituent of nuclear pore. The transcript has 14 exons.
UCCUUGUGAAGUUGUGACUUGUCACAACGUGCUCAAUACUCUUUACUUGUGUCUUGAAUCUCCAUUAUACCUACUUUUUCUUUCGGAGAGUCUUUACGAAGUUUCUUGUUGUUUUAUUAUUUUAGUUUAACUGUGUCUCUAAUAUUACAAUUUUGAGUUUAAGUUUUUUCAGACUUGAAUGUUUGAAAUGUUAGGUCCUGGGUCAGGUGAAUUUUCCGGUAGGGCCAAGAAUACGUCAGAAUUUGGUAAGCGCACAGCACUUGCAGUGUUGAGUCAAUCAAAUACAUCACUAUUUAAUCAGACCACAAAGCCUAUUACGGGAAUUUUUGGAUCUACUGCUGUUGCGCCUGUAUUUGGUGUAAGUUGCCAGACACCUACUGCUCAUCCAAAAUUUAAAGGUUUCAAUGCAGAUGGAACUUGUUCAUUGUUUGGAACUCCUACAGAAACAUCAACAUCUAAAUCAGGGUUAAUUGGCCAACAAAAUGCUUCAAUGGGUGAAAAAACAGGAGGUGGAUGUUUUGAUUCUAGUAAUUCUAAAACUUCAUUUCAACAAUCAAAACCAGUUGAAACACCAUUAGCCCAGCCAACUAGUAAUAUAUUCGCUGCACCACAAACAAGUACUGCAGGCAACGGAAUCUUUGGCGCAUCUACCACUGUGUUGGGUCAAACAAAAACAUCAAUAUUUAAUCAGACUACACAGCCUAAUAUGGGAAUUUUUGGAUCUACUGCUGUUGUGCCUGUAUUUGGUGUAAGUUGUCAGACACCUACCGCUCAUCCAAAAUUUAAAGGUUUCAAUGCAGAUGGAACUUGUUCAUUGUUUGGAACUCCUACAGAAACAUCAACACCAAAAUCAGGGUUAAUUGGCCAACAAAAUGCUUCAAUGGAUGAAAAAACAGGAGGUGGAUGUUUUGAUUCUAGUAAUUCUAAAACUUUAUUUCAACAAUCAAAACCAGUUGAAACACCAUUAGCGCAGCCAACUAGUAAUAUAUUCGCUGCACCUCAAACAAGCACUGCAGGCAACGGAAUCUUUGGCGCAUCUACCACUGUGUUGGGUCAAACAAUAACAUCAAUAUUUAAUCAGACUACACAGCCUAAUAUGGGAAUUUUUGGAUCUACUGCUGUUGCGCCUGUAUUUGGUGUAAGUUGUCAGACACCUACCGCUCAUCCAAAUUUUGAAGGUUUUAAUGCAGAUGGAACUUGUUCAUUGUUUGGAACUCCUACAGAAACAUCAACAUCUAAAGUAGGGUUAAUUGGCCAACAAAAUGCUUCAAUGGGUGAAAAAACAGGAGGUGGAUGUUUUGAUUCUAGUAAUUCUAAAACUUCAUUUCAACAAUCAAAACCAGUUGAAACACCAUUAGCGCAGCCAACUAGUAAUAUAUUCGCUGCACCUCAAACAAGCACUGCAGGCAACGGAAUCUUUGGCGCAUCUACUACUGUGUUGGGUCAAACAAAAGCAUCAAUAAUUAAUCAGACUACACAGCUUAAUACGGGAAUUUUUGGAUCUACUGCUGUUGUACCUGUAUUUGGUGUAAAAUGCCAGACACCUACCACUCUUCCAAUAUUUGAAGGUUUCAAUGCAGAUGGAACUUGUUCAUUGUUUAGAACUCCUACAGCAACAUCAAAAUCUAAUGGAGGGUUAUUUGGUCAACAAAAUGCUUCAAUGGGAGAAAAGACAGGAGGUAUGUGUUUUGGUUCUAUUAAUUCUUUCCAACAAUUAAAACCAUCAGGAACACCAUUGGCACAGUCAACUAGUAAUAUAUUUGCUGCACCUCAAAUAAUCACUGCAGGCACCGGAAUAUUUGGCACAUCUACUACUGGUCAUGCCACAUCAGGAUUUGGAGCAACAUCUGCUGAUGGUACAGCCAUAAAAUUUAAUCCAGUGACAGGUACUGAUACAUGUGUCAUUAAUGGUGUAGUUCAUAAAAUUAAUACUAGUCAUCAAUCAAUAACCGUUAUGAAAGAAUAUGAAACAAAAGCUUUUGAGGAAUUAAGAUUUGAAUAUUAUUUUGCAAACCGCAAAGUUGAACAUCAGGGUGCUGUUGAUGGCAGAAUUUUUGAAAGCCCUAAAACUUUGUUUAGUUCUACAAUAACUUUAAAUACAGAUUCAUUUAGAGUGAAUGAUAAUAACUCACUUUAUGGUGCAACUUCAACAACACCUAUACUCCUCGGAGAUGUUAUGACAAAAAUUCAACUAUUUGCUGCUCCUCAGACAAAUAUAUUUGGAACUACUGCUCCUUCGACUUUUGUUACCCAAACUACAGGAUUUGGCCAAACUGGAUUCGAACAACCCAAUCAGAACAACCUAUUUGGUCAAAAUAAACCAGCAUUCGGUCUUGGAUCAACACAAACAACAGGUUUUGGUUUUGGAACUAAUACAUUUACUAGUGCACAUGGUAUUUUUGGAAGUAAACCUAAUUCUGGUUUUCAUAUGACUUCUUCAGCUUUUGGCACAGACAAUACUUUUGGAGCCACAUCAACAGCUCAACCAGCUACUCGUGGAUUAUUUAGUUCUAAAGCUUUUACUGAGGCACAAACUACAUCAUUAUUUAACCAAACAACAAAUAAUGUAACAGGUGUAUUUAAUGCUACAAGUUCAGGAGGGAAAUGGAAAAAGAACACAAGGAAUGAAGGAACUGGACUUUUUGGUAGUAACAAACAAACUGGCAAAUUAGGACUUUUUGGAAAGUAAUUAAGUUUGAAUAAAACUUAAAAUUUAAUAUGUAAUCUUUGAAACUAAAUAUAAUUAUUUUAGUAUGUUAAUAAUAUUCAUUUAUCU